UCUCGCGCUCUUCCUGGGGGCGCGCCGAGACCGAAGCCCAGCACCCGGGGACGGAGAGUGAGCGCGAGGUGACUGGACAGGUGUGAAGAUGGGAAUGAGGACGGGGGUGGCGAGAGUGUUCAGACUUCUCCAGGUUCCGCCGGGAUGCAGGACUCCGGCGGCCCACCGGCGUCUGCACAAAGACUACACCUCCCGGAGUACUCAGCGGCAGCGAGAGUCCUUGCACAUGCGCGUCGCGUAGCCAGCUGGGCUUGGUGGCAGGGCUGCGGCGCCACACGAGCGGAGGACCGGGACGGGGGCGGGGCGUCCGCCUGCCAGAGCUGAUGUGUGCUGGGGGCGCCGUGACGCUGCGGCGUACGUUCCGCAGCGCGGGAAUAAAUUCUGUCGAAUAGCUAUCUAGCCUGGAUACCUGGGUUCCAGGCCCUGUUGUUGUGACACUUCACAAGUCAUCCAGCUGAAGGAGGAGGCCGGUUGAACUGACUCUUCUCACGAAUUUCCAACCCAGUGUUGAAUAGCAGUGGUGAAAGUGGAGAAUCAAGAAUUGUCACAGAAGCUUAAUAAAGUGUUUCAUGAAGAUUGAUAUAAUGAACAUCCUUUGCAUAUAUCUUGGUGCACGUAUGCGUGUCUUUCCAUAGAAUAGGUAUCAUUGCUGGCUUGAAGGGUAUGCAGUUUAAAAUGUCGAUAACUUCCACGAAAUGUCUUUGAAAAAGAGCCUAUUAAAGAUGAAUGAAAAAAAGUUGGAAACAACUCCACAGCAGCGGAAACUUCCUGAAUGGAUGUCUGUGCAGAAUGAGACCUGUCCUGCAGUAGAAGGAAAGGCAUCUUUUCAGAAGAGUGUUUUCGAAGAAGACCUCCCUUUCUUAGAAUUUACUGGAUCCAUUGUUUAUAGUUAUGAAGCUAGCGAUUGUUCUUUUCUAUCAGAAGAUAUUAGCAUAAAUCUAUCUACUGGAGGUGUGGUAGGAUUUGACAUGGAAUGGCCACCAGUGUACAAUAAAGGGAAACUGAACAGAGUUGCCCUGAUUCAGUUAUGUGUGUCUGAGAGCAAAUGUUACUUGUUUCAUAUUUCUUCUAUGUCAGUUUUUCCACAGGGAUUAAAAAUGUUGCUUGAAAAUGAAGCAAUUAAAAAAGCAGGUGUAGGAAUCAAAGGAGAUCAGCGGAAGCUUCUUUGUGACUUUGACAUCGAUUUGAAGAAUGUUGUGGAGCUGACAGAUGUUGCCAAUGAAAAGCUGAAAUGUACAGAGUUCUGGAGCCUCAAUGGUUUGGUUAAACACCUCUUCGGCAAACAACUUCUGAAAGACAGAUCUAUCCGCUGUAGCAAUUGGAAUGAUUUUCCUCUCACUGAGGAUCAGAAACUAUAUGCAGCCGCUGAUGCGUAUGCUGGUCUCAUCAUUUAUCGAAAAUUAGAGAUUUUAGGUGAUGCUGUGCAAAGGUUUGCUAUAAAUAAAAAAGAGGAGGAAAUGCUACCUAGUGAUGUGAAGAAACGAUUGACUUCAAUCUCUGAGGAUAUGAUGGAUCUGGCUGAGUGUCUUCCUGACACUUUGAAAAAAUUGGAAGAUCCACAGAGGAUUUCUUUACUAUUAAGUGAUAUUUCAGAAAGUCUGUGCUCAUUGAGGAAGAUGAUACUUGGUUCUACCGAGACCGUUCAGUUAUUACCAUUGGAAGAUCCAACUGCUGAUGGAGUGCAACAGAAACAAAUUAAAGAACAUAAAAUUUUUACUAAAGUUAAAGAUGAGACAUGGGACACAACACUUGAUAAUUUAAUUAAACAUGAUGAAGGAAAUGUACUUCGAAAUGAAGUGAGACAAGAAGAUUAUGGACUUGAAGCUGGAUUAGAAGAAGGCAAUAAGUUGAAAGAGAACACAGAAAGAAUUUGUUUGAUGCCGUUAGAUAUUACAGAACAUGAACUCCAGAUUUUGGAACAGCAGGCUCAGGAAAAACUUCUUAAUGAUGUUACUUGCCAAUCUCCUGAGGAUUUAUCUUCCAAGGAUAAUGAAGAGGAUCUAUCUUAUGUAAUUGAAAGUGAUGAAGAUUUAGAAAUGGAGAUGGUUAAGUCUUUAGAAAAUCUAAAUACUGGCACGGCAGAUCCAGUUCAUUCAAAAUGCAUAAAAAUGGAAAGAAAUCUGGGUGUUUCUUUUGAAGAUGAUGAAAUUGAAGCUAUUGAAGGAGAAGAUGAUGAUGCAGAUCAUUCAUUACCAGGACCUAAUGCAAGCCAAAUUAAUUCCCUCAAGAUCUAUUUUGGCCAUUCCAGUUUUAAGCCGGUUCAGUGGAAGGUGAUUCAUUCUGUUUUGGAAGAAGGAAGAGAUAAUGUUGUUGUGAUGGCAACUGGAUAUGGAAAGAGUUUGUGCUUCCAGUUCCCACCUGUGUAUUCAGGCAGGAUUGGCCUUGUCAUCUCUCCUCUUAUUUCUUUGAUGGAAGACCAAGUGCUCCAGCUUAAAAUGUCCAAUGUUCCAGCUUGUUUUCUGGGAUCAGCACAGCCAAAAAGUGUUCUAGAAGAUAUUAAGUCAGGCAAAUAUCGGAUUGUAUACAUGACUCCAGAGUUCUGUUCAGGUAACUUGAGCCUACUCCAGCAACUUCAGGCUAAUAUUGGUAUCACACUUAUUGCUGUGGAUGAGGCUCACUGUAUUUCUGAAUGGGGACAUGAUUUUAGAAGUUCCUUCCGGAAUUUGGGCUCCCUAAAGGCAAUACUCCCAUCGGUUCCAAUUGUUGCACUCACUGCUACUGCAAGUUCUUCAAUCCGGGAAGACAUUGUACGCAGCUUAAACCUGAAGAAUCCUCAGAUUACCUGUACUAGUUUUGAUCGACCAAACUUAUAUUUAGAAGUUGGGCGAAAAACAGGAAACAUCCAUCAGGAUCUUGUCCAAUUUCUUGUCCAAAAGACAAGUUCCAGCUGGGAAUUUGAAGGUCCAACUAUCAUCUAUUGUCCUUCCAGGAAAAUGACAGAACAAGUUACAGCUGAACUUCAGAAACUGAAGUUAGCCUGUGGAACAUACCAUGCAGGCUUGGGUGUUAAAUCAAGGAGAGAAGUUCAUCAUAGUUUCAUGAGAGAUGAAAUUCAGUGUGUCGUAGCUACCAUAGCUUUUGGAAUGGGGAUUAAUAAAGCUGACAUUCGCAAAGUCAUUCAUUAUGGUGCUCCUAAGGAAAUGGAAUCAUAUUACCAGGAGAUCGGGAGAGCUGGCCGUGAUGGACUUCAGAGUUCUUGUCAUGUACUCUGGGCUCCAGCAGACAUUAACUUAAAUAGGCACCUCCUUAGUGAGAUUCCCAAUGAAAAGUUUCGAUUAUACAAAUUAAAGAUGAUGGCAAAGAUGGAAGAAUAUCUUCAUUCCAGAAGGUGUAGGCGAAAACUCAUCCUGUCUCAUUUUGAAGACAAACAAUUACGAAAGGCCUCCGUGGGUAUUAUGGGAACUGAAAAAUGCUGUGAUAAUUGCAGGUCCAGAUUGGAUCAUUGCUCUUCCAUUGAUGACUUAGAUGAUGCAUCACAAGAUUUUGGUCCACAAGCAUUCCAGCUACUAUCUGCUGUGAAAAUCUUAGGAGAAAAGUUUGGAAUUGGGCUUCCGAUUUUAUUUCUCCAAGGAUCUAAUUCCCAGCGUCUUGCAGAUCAGUAUCGUAAACACAGUUUAUUUGGCAGUGGCAAGGAUCAAACAGAGAGUUGGUGGAAGGCUUUGUCCCAUCAACUCAUGACCGAGGGAUUCUUGGUAGAAGUUCCUGGCAAACGCAGAUUUGUAAGAAUUUGUACUCUUACAGAAAAGGGCAGACGUUGGCUUUAUGAAGCCAGUACAGAGUUUCCUAAGAAACUUAUCCUUCAAGCUAAUGAUGAAUUGUGUCCGAGGGUGUUUCUUCUACCAAGUUCUAAAACUAUACCACCUGGCAUUGAACAGCGUUCCUCUAAUCAAGUAUCAACUGAAUUAACCACAGAGAAGAAGCAGCCUAACUUGGAGAAGAUGUAUUCUCACAAAGCAUCUGAUAAAAUUUCUUCUGGGAGAAACAUUCCUAAAAAAAGCAUCAUGGUGCAUUCACCAGGAAGAUCUUACAAGUCCUCAGAACCUGUUAUUUCAGCUCAAGAGCAGGAGACUCAGACUGUGUUGUACAUCGAAUUGGUCGAAGCCAGGCAGAAACAAGCCAAUAAAAUGGAUAUUCCUCCAGCCAUUCUGGCAACAAAUAAGAUACUAUUGGAUAUGGCCAAAAUGAGACCUACUACAUUUGAAAAUGUGAAAAGGAUCGAUGGUGUGUCUGAAGGCAAAGCUAACAUGUUGACCCCUCUGUUGGAAGUCAUCAAACAUUUCUGUCAAAUAAAUAGCGUUCAGACAGACCUCUUUUCAAGGACAAAACCUCAGGAAGAGCAAAGGAACAGUAUGGUGGUGAAAAAUGAAGCAUGCUCCCUUUCACAACCUGUGGCCAUCACAUAUUAUUUAUUCCAAGAAAAGAAGAUGUCUUUGAUAAGUAUAGCUGAAGACAGGAUUAUGCCCCUCACAGCAGUUGGGAUGCACUUAACCCAAGCGGUGAAAGCUGGCUGCCCCCUUGAUAUGGAACGAGCAGGCCUGACUCCAGAGGUUCAGAAGAUUAUUGCUGAUGUUAUCCGAAACCCUCCCAUCAACUCAGAUAUAAAUAAAAUUAAACUAAUUAGAAAGCUUGUUCCUGAAAACAUUGACACGUUCCUUAUCCACAUGGCGAUUGAGAUCCUGGAAAAAGACUGUGACAACAGACUGUUAGACCAGCUUUCAUGUGCUUCCUACAGAAAGAGAUAUUUCCCCAACUCUGAAGAGAGCUGUUCAAGUUCUAAGAGAAGCAGGGAAGAAAUAGACGCUAAUACCAAGGUUGAUGCAAAACAUCCUUGUGAUUUUUCACCAAAAGAGGAAAGUCAUAGAAAUUCCCUAAGACUAACUUCUUGGAGUCAGCCAACCAGCGAUUCAGAAAAAGAUUUAUUUACAGAUUCUCAUUUACAGCCUGCAUCUGUAACCUUAAAGAGAAAAUUACCUGAGUGGUUUGCCAAAGACCAUGAGACUUUAGCUGGCACCAGCAAGAAAUCAAUGGCCAAAACAAAAAAGAAAGGUCUUUUUAGUUAAACUGGCAAUUUCCAGAGGAAUUGUGUGUGUCUUGCUGUAUUAUAAGAGGGGAGCUGGGUUUCAUUUCUGAAAAUAGUGGCGACCGUACUUCAGUUUACAGAUUAUUCUAAUCUCAAAAGUAAAACUCACCCAUUUGUUCAACAGCUGACAUCUUAAAACAGCCUUGUGCAGUUUAAUAAGUUGAGUCUUCUGAGAGUCUGAGUGAGUACAUCAUAGAAUAGAAUUAUAAGUUAGUUUCCUUUAAGAUUGCUUUAAAAAACUGUGUUACUGCUCUGUUUUCUAAUCUCUUUAUUUAUUUCAGCAGUAUGUUUGGAAAAUGUAAGGGGUGCUGAUUUGAUACAAGUAACAGUCUGGUAGUUGUAUGAUGAUAAAGUGUGUGAUAGAUAGUCUGCAUAUAUUACCAGAAUUCUUUCUUGUGAAUGAAGGAAGCAUAGUUAUUUUUACAAAUUGUCCUUAACUAUCUUUACAAGAAACUCUUACACACAUUGAUAAAUGGUAUUAGUGGACCAGACUAGUGAAAAUGAAACAUUCUGGGUUCCAUGAAAGUAGGGAAAAAUAAUAUAAUAAAGGAGACCAACUCCACUAGGCAACUAUGCACUUUGUAUUUUGUAUGGUAUUUCUGUUAUUUUUUAAAUAAUAAAUCCCUUCGUACUGAAUAUUACAAAGAUAUAUAUAUAUAUAUAUAUAAUAUGUAUAUAUUAUAUAUAUAUUUGACUUUUAUUUACUUAACUACCUUGAGCACUUUUAGUUUUUGAGGAUGUUGGAAUUUGAUUUUAAUACCUUUUUAUGUAGCACAUGCAACUUCGCUAUCAAAACCCAUACUCUGACACUGCGUUUGGUAAACCAUAGUUAAUAUCACUUGAACCAGUUCACCAUCUGGCCUUUAAUUGACUUUUUUGUACUAAAAAUAACUUAAUAAUUAGAAGAAAUAUUGUAGAAGAACUAGGAAAUCUGGAGAGAUGAAAAAAAGAAAAUAAAAAUCACCAGCUGAUAAUCAGUUAACCCCUUCUGUGAAUCCUGUUAAACCUCUGUAUUCACUGCUUCUCUUAGUUUGAUACAUGAAUAAUACUGAAUGUAUUUUGUUUGUAAAACAUUUAAGUUAAAACACAAAAGUUCCCGUAUUCCCAUUUUCAUACAUCUCAUUACCAUUCCCUUUCCAGAAGGUAGCUCCUAUUAAAUAUGUGACUUAUAGUUCUCUAGUCAUUCCUUGAGCACUUACAUGCCUUUGCAUAUAUAACUACACAUACAUUCCUAUUUUUUAAAGUGAAUUAGAUCAUGCUACAUGCAAUUUUCUACAACCAACUCUUGUCACUUAAUAUGUCAUGAAGAACUUUCCAUGUCAGUAUAUAUUGGUCUGUCUCAUUGUUUUUUUAUAGCUACCUACCUUUCUAUAUGGUGAAUAUACUAUAUUUUAUAUAAUCACUUUCCUAUUGGUGAUUUUUGUCCUUUUUUUUCUAGUUUAGAUUAUUUCUAGAAGUAGAAUUAGAGACUCAGAUUUAUAUUUUACUUGAAUAUAUUAUGAACAUUUUUUUUCCAUGUCAUUAAAUUGUUUUCCACAGAAUCUUUUUUUGUGGCUUUAUAUGGUACAGGGAUUCUCAAAGUGUGGUCUGCAGACUUUUAGGAGUUUUUGAGACUCAGGGAAUUUGCAAAGGCAAAACUGUUUUCAUAAUACCAAGAUGUUACUUGACUUUUGUCCUGUGUUAUUUGCAUUGAGGGUGCAAAGCAGUCGUGAGUAAAACCACUGGUAUGUAAGUGCAAAUCAAGGUAGUGACACCAAAUUAUCGAUUGUAUUAAUUCUCAGUCCUUAAACACACAUCUUUUCAAUCUUCUAUGUGAUGGAAUGACAAGUAUGUAUAAAACACUUCUGCUGUGUCCCAAAGUAUGAUGGUUGCCUUCAGGAAAAACACUUGUUUGAUUGUUUGAAUUGUGAAUUGAAUUAGUUCUUUUUCCAUGGAAUACCAUUUUUUACUGAAAAGAGUGACUGAUAGAAAACUAUGAUUGGUUAUUCAGACUUGGGCAUUUAGUGGAUGUUUUCUCAAAAUUGAAUGAAGCCAUCCUAUCACUUCAAGGAAAACUGAUGGUUAUUUGUUGGCAAUGAAAAAAUUGAGACUUCUGGUAGAAUUUAUAGUUUUGGAAAACUUGUGUCUGCUGCCAGGAGUUUGAGAGCUUCCCAUAACAUAAAGACUUUUCUAACGAGGUAUUAUUCAUACUAGUAACAAAUUGUUUUGUUUACAGUGAUAUUGUCAACAAUUAGAAGAUCUGCACAACUCAGUGAACUAAUAUUUUCUAGAUGACUAAUACAUGAUCUUAUAAAAUCAUGCAUGAGUGAAAGAUUCCUUCAAACCACACAGUGGCCCGGUGGAUUUUAAUGUAGCAGGGUAUGAAAACAUUCAUUUACGUUAUAGGUUUCAAAUUGCGCACUGCAACCAGUCUUUAAGAAACUACAGGUUUCCACUUGUGGUAUAGUUUCAAAGAAGAGUGUCUACGAUUAUCUGGAAAAGCUAUUAAAAUACUCUACCCUUUUCCAACUACAUACCUGUUUAAGGUCACACUUUCUUCAUAUACAUUAACCAAAAGAACGCAUUUGAAUGUAGAAGCAGAUCUGAGAAUCCAGCCACUUCUGUGAAGCCAGACAUUGCCAUUCUUCUUGCUAUUUUGUGGGGGAUAUUUUUGUAAAACGUUUUAUGUUAUCAUGUAAUGGAUUUACUGCUGCUUUAAAAAAAAAAUUAAUAAACAUUUCUUAAACAUU
Ailuropoda melanoleuca (giant panda) is the source of this 7809-nucleotide messenger RNA. It is a transcript of the gene WRN, whose product is annotated as WRN RecQ like helicase. Bases 696 to 5060 code for a protein of 1454 amino acids. Gene Ontology annotation, biological process: double-strand break repair via homologous recombination; DNA replication; telomere maintenance. Gene Ontology annotation, cellular component: nucleoplasm; nucleus; chromosome. The transcript is spliced from 38 exons. NCBI's taxonomy places the organism in Eukaryota, Metazoa, Chordata, Mammalia, Carnivora, Ursidae. The record is from RefSeq and is a predicted model, not a curated record. Gene Ontology annotation, molecular function: 3'-5' exonuclease activity; nucleic acid binding; ATP binding.